Chenopodium quinoa (quinoa) is the source of this 1472-nucleotide messenger RNA. RefSeq names its product clathrin light chain 2-like. Gene Ontology annotation, biological process: intracellular protein transport; clathrin-dependent endocytosis; clathrin coat assembly. Bases 156 to 1133 code for a protein of 325 amino acids. Gene Ontology annotation, molecular function: clathrin heavy chain binding; structural molecule activity. Gene Ontology annotation, cellular component: plasma membrane; clathrin coat of trans-Golgi network vesicle; clathrin coat of coated pit. NCBI's taxonomy places the organism in Eukaryota, Viridiplantae, Streptophyta, Magnoliopsida, Caryophyllales, Amaranthaceae. The transcript has 3 exons. The record is from RefSeq and is a predicted model, not a curated record.
UAAAAACUCAGAAACUUUGGAAGCACCAGUAAAAUUUCUCAGAUCACCGAGAUCCGCCAUUUUUGCACUCCGAGCUCUCAACCUACUCUCGGAGAACCAAAUCUAGAGAGAGAAACUACGCAACAAGGAGAGAGAAACCUAGAGAGAGAGUCACCAUGUCUUCCUUCGACACCUUCAGCAACGAUGGCGAUGAGCUCAGAACCACCGAUCCUCCCUUCGACGAUGGUUAUGGUGGCUUCGAUUCUUCGCAACGUUUCGAUUCCUCCGGUUUCGGUCCCGCCAUUGAUGAGGUUACCGUUGAGACUGAGGUUAUCGAAGAUGAUUCUCCGAUGCCAUUUGGUGGAAACCCUAAUUAUGCUGAUUCUCCGUUCAGUGAUCCGAUCCCUGUUUCUAAUGGUAAUGGAAAACCCUACGAUUUGGGAGCUGAUGAAGACGGUAUUUUCUCCUCUGAUGGUCCUGUUCUUCCUCCACCUGAUCAGAUGAAUGAGGAAGGGUCUGCUCUUCGUGAGUGGCGUCGUCAAAAUGCCAUUAGGCUGGAGGAAAAGGAGAAAAAGGAGAAGGAAAUGCGAAUGCAAAUCAUUGAAGAAGCUGAGGAGUACAAGCGUGCAUUUUUCGAGAAGAGAAAACUUAACACUGAAACCAACAUAAAGAACAAUAGGGACAAAGAAAAGAUAUACUUGGCCAACCAAGAGAAGUUCCAUAAAGAAGCAGACAAACAGUACUGGAAAACAAUAGCUGAACUCAUUCCUCAUGAGGUUCCUACCAUCGAGAAGAGGAGAGGAAAGAAAGAAGAAGAAAAGAAGACAUCAAUCACUGUUAUCCAAGGUCCAAAGCCUGGGAAACCCACUGAUAUGGGCAGGAUGCGACAGAUACUAGUGAAGCUGAAGCAUACGCCCCCACCCCAUAUGAUUCCACCAAAACCUGAGCCUGCCAAGGAUGGCAAAGAUGGAAAGGGCGGGAAAGAUGCCAAAACUGGUAAAGAUGCAACAAAAAAGACCUCUGGUUCUGAAAAAGGUGCUACUGCCAAUGGUACUCAAAAGUCCGAAGCUGAGCAACCAACCCCAGAAGUUGAGCAACCAGCCCCAGAAGCCGAGCAGCCAACUCCAGAAGCUGAGCCAGUAGCAGCUGCUUGAUUGAUUAUACAUGAAUAUGUUGUCCAAAUCUCUUUUUUGCUUGUUUUAUUUUCAUACGGGAUCCUAAUUACACACUCUUCUGAUCCUCCCAAUGUCAUGUAUUACGGAGAAAGAAAAUGAUGUAUUUUUUGUUCCGUGUUCAGUCCAUGAGACUUCUGUCUUUUUUCAGGCGUAGAAUUUAUAUUCUUUAGUUCUCUCAUUUGGGGAGUUGGUAUCAAGGUUUUGGAUUUGUUUUUCGUGUUAUGUUAACAAAAACUCGAAACUUGUUGCUCCUUGAGAACUUUUGCUGUAACAAUGUCAAUUUGUUAAUUUUUUCGUAGCCAAUUAAUUUGUUAAAUU